This is a messenger RNA of Polistes dominula (European paper wasp), 1020 nucleotides long. RefSeq lists its product as uncharacterized. NCBI's taxonomy places the organism in Eukaryota, Metazoa, Arthropoda, Insecta, Hymenoptera, Vespidae. Gene Ontology annotation, cellular component: lysosomal membrane; late endosome membrane; plasma membrane. Gene Ontology annotation, biological process: establishment of protein localization to organelle. The record is from RefSeq and is a predicted model, not a curated record.
ACGACAACAGAAACACCGACAACAAAAACAACGACAACAGAAACACCGACAACAGAAACAACGACAACAGAAACACCGACAACAGAAACAACGACAACAGAAACACCGACAACAGAAACACCGACAACAGAAACACCGACAACAGAAAAACCGACAAACCAACGACAACAGAAACACCGACAUCAGAACAAACGACAACAGAAACACCGACAUCAGAACANAACGACAACAGAAACACCGACAUCAGAACAAACGACAACAGAAACACCGACAUCAGAACAAACGACAACAGAAACACCGACAUCAGAACAAACGACAACAGAAACACCUAUAAGUACGUCUACCAUUGCAAGUAUUAAGGAAUACCCAAAUCAAGUGACUGACAAAAAUGUAACGUGUAUAUUAUCGAGAAUGAAGAUUGCGGUAACUGUAUCGUACAACACAACAGACGAUAAGGUCGCAAAGAAAACGAUAAAUGUACCAUCUACCGCAAAAAUUAGUGGUAAAUGCGGUGACAAGGAAUCUACUAUGACUUUCAUUUGGUCUAAUUCUGAGAACACUUUAUAUGAGAGAAUUGUCAACGAGUUUGUUGAUACCAAAGAUGAAAAUACAGUUACUUUCUUAUUCAAAAAGACCGAUUCUACGUUCUCGGUUAAUCAAAUCAUUGUUCAAAUUAUUUUAGAUCCAAAAGUUUUUCCCAAUGCAAAAGACAAAGUGGUAUUACAAAAAACCGAGCCAAAUCAAUCAUUGUUCAGUACAUCUACGAAUGCAAAAUACGUGUGCAGUGUUCCAACAUUUGUUACGACUGAAAACAUGGAAUUAUCGAUCAGCGAUGUCAAUUUGAUGGCUUUCAUAGAAAAUAACAAUAUCUCAUCGAGAUCUGAGGAAAAUUGUGUAGCAACUUCGAACAUUGGUGCAAUAGUUGGUGGUGUUAUCGGUGCAUUGGCGGUUAUCGGUAUCAUUGGAUUUGUCAUCUGGCGACGAAGAAGAAAUUCGACUGCUCGUUCGGAAGUUGCAUAA